This is a messenger RNA of Portunus trituberculatus (swimming crab), 1732 nucleotides long. RefSeq names its product 2-oxoglutarate-Fe(II) type oxidoreductase ppzD-like. Gene Ontology annotation, molecular function: dioxygenase activity. Lineage: Eukaryota; Metazoa; Arthropoda; Malacostraca; Decapoda; Portunidae. The transcript is spliced from 8 exons. The coding region runs from base 43 to 1044 and encodes 333 amino acids. The record is from RefSeq and is a predicted model, not a curated record.
CACCUUCCUUCAGACAACACUCCUUCUCUCGUAUUGCUAAGGAUGGAGUCGCAGUGUUCCACAACACACCACAAGAUUCCAAUAGUGGACAUGGGAGCAAUAGGAAUCGGGAAGGAUGAGAAAUGUGCAGAUCCCAAAGAGUGGCAGAGAGUGUCUCGUGAGUUAUGCGAGGCCCUGUCUGGUGUUGGUUUUGUGUAUCUGUCCAACCACGGCAUUCCUGACGAACAGAUCAGCAGCAUCGUGAAAGCCUCAGCCGAAUUCUUCAGCCUGAACAGGGAGACCAAGGUGAGGUACAACGUCCCUGACCUGGGCACUGCGCACGGCUACAUGGAGGUGGACCGCGAAAAGCUGGACGCGACAGGCAGGUUCAGUGAGCUCCGCGAGUCCUUCUACAUGAAGAACAUGGCAGGCGCCUUCCCUGACAGCGAGGUGCCUCACCUCAGGCCCGCCGCUACCACCUUCAUAGCCUCCUGCAAGACCCUCGCCUACCGUGUCCUUACCGCCUUAGCCCUUGGCCUUGGUCUGGACAAGGAUUUCUUCGUGGAGACUCACCGCGGGAUGUGCACCAACUCGCCGCCCAAUGCUACAGUGAUGCGCGUCAACCACUACCCGCCGCUGCCCGCCGACCUGCCAGAGAAUGUCAUCCGCUGUGGAGCGCACACUGACUACGGCUCCAUCACGCUGCUCUUCCAGGACUGCAUGGGUGGCCUUCAGGUGCGCAACAUGGACGGAAGUGGGAGGACGCGCAUCCCAUACCCGGAACCAUCCUCGUCAACGCCGGGGACUUGCUGCAGGUGUGGACGUCCAACAGAAUCGUGGCCACGGAGCACCGCGUGGUUAUUCCGAAGGAGGAAAUACGUCGGAAGGCGUCCCGUUACUCCACCGCCUUCUUCGUCCACCCAGACAACGACGUGUUACUGCAGUCCAUCAACGACUCCCCGCCCUGCCUCACCCCGCCCAUCACUGCACACCAGCACCUCCUCAACAUGUACUCCAAGACUUACACCUACUGAAGACUCGUGGAUAAUCAGCGAAUGUUUGUAGUAGUUCACGCUCUUGUCCUCAUCUCCCCACCCACCAGUCCCCUCAGUCCGUUUUUUCCUAUUUUUUUGCUAUCGAUCUCUUCCUCAGCUUUCUUCACACGUUGAAAGAGCUAAUGUUCUAGUAAUGAAUGAAUUAAUGAAAAGACAGAUAAAUCAUAGCAACAACAACAGCAACAGCAGCAGUAGCAGUAGCAGCAGCAGCAGCAAAAACAGCAACAACAACAGCAACAACAAUAGCAACAACAAUAGCAACAACAACAACAACAACAACAACAACAACAAGAGAAGAUUCACACAUGCUUAUUCUAAAAUGCGAACGAAUAGUAUGAAUAAAGCAAUAAUACUUCUACUACUACUACUACUACUACUACUACUACUACUACUACUACUACUACUACUACUACUACUACUACUACUACUACUGCUACUACUACUACUACUACUACUACUACUACUACUACUACUACUACUACUACUACUACUACUACUACUGCUACUACUACUACUACUACUACUGCUACUACUACUACUACUAAUAAUAAUAAUGAUGAUAAUAAUAAUAAUAACGAUAGUAGGGCAUGUUCAUUCAAGAUUAUGGUAAUGUAUAUCUUAAACUUAUAUGCAUUUCAUCUUUUACCUUCCUGAGACUUUUUAUCUUGCUCUAACCCUGAAAUAAACUGUCGAGUGCC